Messenger RNA from Eruca vesicaria subsp. sativa (arugula), 2687 nucleotides. The record is from the annotation of a GenBank genome assembly. NCBI's taxonomy places the organism in Eukaryota, Viridiplantae, Streptophyta, Magnoliopsida, Brassicales, Brassicaceae.
CUCUGCAACUUUCGAUCCCUUCCUCUCACUCUCUCUCUUGAUCACAAACUUUUUAUCGAGUUUCGUUGAUUGAGCUUCGUAAUCUUGAUUUUCUGCAGCGUGUCGGGUUUGCUUCGACUUCACGUUGUUUUUUGUUCCCUCUUGUUUUUUUUUCCUUUGUGCUUUUCAGAGAUAUUUUUCUUUGGUUCUUCUUUCUUCCCCGACGAUAUCAGCAGCAGUGAAGUAACCACCAUAUAUCUGAGUUUGAUUUUUUUGAUGAAACCGUGAAAAGCUGGUGGAGAUACUCUAUUAAUGUGAUGUGAUGUAUGAAAUGGCAACAAGAAGCGAUCUCAGAGGUUUGUUUAAACAGAGCCAAAAGAAGUCAUCAGCAGAUGCGAUAUCACCUUCAGCAGCUCAGACCAAUGAGAUAGGGAGACAUAGUCGAAAGGAAAGUAGUGAUGAGGUGGUGAAAUACAUGUCCAAGUUGCCAGGUUAUCUCCAAGGAGAUGAUGAAAGCAAUGGUGUUUUGAAUGUUGGUGUCUUGGACUGGUCUCGUCUUGAGAAAUGGAAGCAUGGCCGCGCAAAAGGCGCUGAUACAAAAGUGUCUUCCACUACUUUAGCUACACUCCCCAAUGCCUCCUCUCAUCAAGUGCAUGCUUGUUCCAAUCUCCGUAAAGUUAAAGCUUCCCGGGAUCUUCAUCAUUCUGUUCACGGAGUUAGAUGCACCUUGGAACCUGAGCUGGCUUCUUCUUCUUCUUCUAGGGACUGUUUAAAUAAGCAGGAAAUAGCAACUUGCAGCAAUAAGUCCUCUGCUAGAGAUCAAGAAAGAGUGAAAAAUCCUGGCAAGAGCAGAAUAUCACGUUCUAAUCGAGAACUAGCUUCAUCAGGUCUAUUGUCAACAAUGGGAAACUCCGGGGGGUCGCUAGGCGCAAAGGGGAGCUUUGUGGCUCGGGAAAAGGAGACUGAGAUGAGAGCAAGGAAGGCACAUGCACAAGAAGCUAGAGAAAGAGCCACUGAAAGCUUGAAACAAUGUACUGAGAAGUUAGAUGGAGAGGAGAAGAUCGUUAGAGAUUUAGAUGCUGGUCUCACUUCUCAAAAUCAUCAGGUCAGUAACAUUAUUCUCCUGCGAUCAAGAAAACAGUCCCCAAGCACCCUCUCUAGUGAACCCCACAUGGAUGAUAACCCCAAAGUAGCAAGGGAGGUUAACCGCUCUCUGGACUUUAGCUCCUUAGGGUUGAGAUCUCAAGUCCCUCGUUCCUGUCCACUCUCUUUCGACUUAGAGAUAGAUUCUGAAGAUAUGAAGUUGCCUCUUCUUGGUGUUGCUAAAAAGGAACGUUCUGGUGGGACAACAAGGCACUCAAAGACGGCCUCAAGCAUGUUUGAUCAAGAAAUUCGACAGUUAAAGAACAUAGAACCUUCACCAAGCAAGCGGUUUAGUUUUAGCUUCGGUCGUCUCAGCAGAAGUUUCACCUUCAAAGAGGAUUCAUCAUCAGCUGCUCAACCUUUGACUUCUUCUUCUGAUGAUACCAUUAAAUCUGACUUGUUUGAUAGUUCAGCUUGUCCAUCUCAGUCAAGUAAUCCGGAGAAGCAGAACAAUCACGGUGGAUCUAGAGUUAGCCCUCUAAUAAGGCUUCUUGACCCUUUACUGAAACACAAAGUCUCUGAGAAUGUCCUUCCAUCAGAAGCAAGAUCAAGUUCUUUCAAUCAAGAUGAAAAGAAGAAGCAGGAUGCAUCAAGAACACAAGCUCUUUUACAGCUAACGAUCAGAAACGGCAUCCCUCUAUUUCAGUUUGUGGUGGAUGAUGAUAACCUCAAGAGCAGGAGGAGCAUCCUAGGGGCAACAAUGAAAAGCUCUGAUUCAUCAGUCAAAGAUGACUCUGUACAGUACUGCACAUUCUACUCUGUUAAUGAAGCCAAAAAGAAAAAAAGCGGAAGCUGGCUGAUCCAUGGACAUAAAGAGAAGCAACAACACAGGUUCGUCUACAAUGUAAUCGGUGAAAUGCGGCUAUGCAACACAGAUAACGUAUCUUCAGUGAUCAGAGAAUCAGUUCUAGUUGAUGAAUCAGAGCAAGUAUUACAAGAGGUUGCAGCAGUAGUGAUCAAGAAGAAGCCUGCCGAAGAAACCACAGUGAUACUUACAGGUGGUGAUCACAGUAUCCCGGAGAAAGGAGCACCGACACCGUUGAUUAGCAGGUGGAGAUCGGGAGGGUGUUGCGACUGCGGUGGCUGGGAUGUCGGAUGUAAACUACAUGUUCUCUCCAGCAAAACAUUCCUCCAUGAUUUGGACCAAACCUUCCAACUUUUCUAUCAGGAUGAAGAAAGUGAUAAAAACUCAGGUCCGGUCUUGGCGAUGACAGAGGUGAAGACAGGGAUAUACAGCGUGGAGUUUGGUUCGUUUCUUUCGCACCUACAAGCUUUUUUUGUGUGUGUGACGGUGAUAACGUGUGCCUCAGAGGAGGAAACGGUGUCAAAGACUACCGGAAAAUCUUCCUCGCCGUUUGCUCCGCCUCUAUCUCCUGUUGGUAGAGCCUAAAUACCCCCACAAACUCGGGGACAUAGAGAAAGAGAGAGUGUGUGUAUAUAAUGCUUGUCUUUCUUUAGGACAGAGAGAAUGUAUGCCUUAUUGUCCGGUCGAUACUUGACAAUUAGUGGGAUAAAAUUCAUACUUGACGAGUUGAUUCAUGCUCUGUUAUUUUCAAAAUCAAGAA